Messenger RNA from Odocoileus virginianus texanus, 5095 nucleotides. It is a transcript of the gene SNX19, whose product is annotated as sorting nexin 19. NCBI's taxonomy places the organism in Eukaryota, Metazoa, Chordata, Mammalia, Artiodactyla, Cervidae. Gene Ontology annotation, molecular function: phosphatidylinositol binding. The record is from RefSeq and is a predicted model, not a curated record. Gene Ontology annotation, cellular component: intracellular membrane-bounded organelle.
CGGCCCCCGGCUCUUGUGUCCGCGCCACAUUAGGCGCCCUCAUCGCUGGCUUUGACGUGAGGGAGGGGGGCUCUGGUCCGGGGAGCCCCCGCCCGCCUGCCAUGAAGACAGAGACGGAGAUACUGGCGCCGGAGCCCCCGGCCGGGCCAGGCGUCAGUCACCUGCUGAGUAGCCGGAAGCUGCUGGCCCUGGGGGCCGUGCUCGGCUGGCUCCUGGUCAUCCACCUCCUGGUCAACGUGUGGCUUCUCUGCCUUCUGUCUGCGUUGCUGCUGGUGCUGGGAGGAUGGCUGGGCUCUGACGCCAUCGUGGGGGCUUCAGGGCGGCUGCACCUGGAGCGCUUCGUCCCAAUGGCCGUCUGCCCCCCAAACCCCGAGGCGGAGAGGCAGCUGGAACAGGAGAUCGACCGCACCAUCCGGAUGAUCAUGCGGGACUUCGUGUCGUCCUGGUACCGCACGGUGAGCCAGGAGCCAGCCUUCGAGGAGGAGAUGGAGGCAGCCAUGCGAGGGCUGGUCCAGGAGCUCCGGAGGAGGAUGGCCAGGGUGGACAGCCACGCUCUUGCCCAGAGGGUUCUGACUCUCUGCGGUUGUCAUCUACAGAGCUAUAUUCAGGCGAAGGAGGCCUCAGGGAAACAGAGUGGCCCAGGGGAGCCCUCCAAGCUCUGGGAGGCUUACUGCCGGGCCAGCGCUCCACAUCCUGCAGUGCAGAGCCCUAGCGCUGAGGUCACCUACACACGGGGCAUGGUGAACGUGUUGCUUCAAGGACUAGUGCCAAAGCCGCACUUGGAGACCCGGACCGGCAGGCACAUCGUGGUGGAACUCAUUACUUGCAAUGUCAUCUUACCGCUGAUCAGCAAGCUCUCGGAUCCGGACUGGAUCCACCUUGUACUUGUGGGCAUCUUCUCCAAGGCCAGGACUAAGCCAGCAGGAGUGGCUAAUCCACGCUGCCCAGCCAGUGCCCUGGAACAGCCCUCAGUGCCCGCAUCUCUGCCGCUUAUUGUCGAGGUCCAGGGUCUCGCAGAAGCCCCUUCUGCAGCAGCAGCCCCGAUGCUCCUAAGCUGUAGUGAGCCAGAUGGGCCUUCACACCCCUCCCCAGAAGUUGAAGAAGGCCAUGAAGCGCUGGAGGGAGAUCUGGGGGGAGUGCUCGAGGAGAGAAAAGUCGGAAACAGCUCUUCUCGUUUCCUGCAGCCUCUGUUCUUGUCUGAAGAUGCAGAGCUGGAGUCCCCGUUGUCUGAACUGGGCAAAGAAACCAUCAUGCUCAUGACUCCAGGCCCCUUCCUCUCUGCCAGGAUUCAGGAUGCCCUGUGUGCCCUUGGGAGCUCCCAGCCUCUGGAGCCUAAGGAUGGCAAGGGACCUGAAGGAAUAGAAGGAGCGGAAGCUGAGGAGGGUCCAGGAACAGAAACGGAGCCGGGCCUGCUUGCCUCCAUGCUGAAUUCCUGCCCAGAGAUCCAGAUUGACACAGCGGACAAGGAGGGAGAGCAGGGAAAUGGCGCCUCUCUCACAACUUUGCUGCCCAGUCCGGAGAGGAUAUGUCCCCCACGCCCCUCGUGUUUAGAGAAGGAUCUCACCAAUGGUGGGAGCUCCCUGGACUCCAGUCUGCCACAGGUCCUGCUUUCCUCCUCUCCACCUGGACCCCUCAGCUCAGCCACCUUCAACUUUGAGCCCCUGGGCAGUCCAGAUGGCCCCGUGGUCAUCCAGAACCUUCGCAUCACUGGCACCGUUACUGCUCGAGAGCACAGUGGCUCCGGUUUCCACCUGUACACGCUCUACAUGGUGAAGUACGAGACGGCCCUCGACGCUGAGAACAGCGGCGGCCUGCAGCAGGUGGCCUACCACACCGUGAACCGCCGCUACCGCGAGUUCCUGAACCUGCAGACCCGUCUGGAGGAGAGAUCGGAUCUCCGAAAGUUCAUCAAAAAUGUGAAGGGCCCCAAAAAGCUCUUUCCAGAUCUUCCGUUUGGAAACAUGGACAGUGACAGGGUGGAAGCCCGCAAGAGCCUCUUGGAAUCAUUUCUCAAGCAACUCUGUGCCAUUCCUGAGAUUGCUAACAGUGAGGAGAUGCAGGAGUUCCUUGCUCUCAACACAGAUGCUCGUAUUGCCUUUGUCAAGAAGCCGUUUGUGGUCUCCAGAAUAGACAAGAUGGUGGUGAGUGCUAUCGUGGACACGUUGAAGACAGCGUUCCCUCGCUCUGAGCCCCAGAGCCCCACAGAGGAGCUGAGUGAGGCCGAGACAGACAGUAAGCCCCAGACAGAAGGCAAGAAGGCUGCCAAAUCCAGAUUGAGGUUCUCAUCCAGUAAAAUUGCUCCAGCACUGAAUAUAACUGAGGCACACGAGAAGGUUCUCUACUGUCUCCAGGACAGCAGUGUGGAGUCAGAGACCCUCUCUGUGUCUGGGAUGGAAUCCUUUAUUGAAAAACAGGCAAAGUUACUAGAAGUGCAGCCAGCAGACGCUCCCGGAAGAGAUUCUGAACAGACCGCUGAGGGGUGUGUGGGCGGUCGCGUGUCAGAUGCUCCCUCUCCAGCCCAAGGCCUCAGCAGCAGUGAUCCAGGAACAGAGACUGAGUUGGCUGACACAGCCCUGGACCUGCUUGUUUUGCUGCUCAUGGAACAGUGGCGAUGGCUGUGUACAGAGAGUGUGCAGAAAGUCCUUCAUCUUGUCUUCGGGACCCUGAUCCAGAGGUGGCUGGAGGUGCAGGUGGCUCAUCUGACAUGUCCACAGCGCUGGGUGCAAUACCUCCGGCUCCUCCAGGAGUCCAUCUGGCCGGAUGGGGCUUUGCCCAAGUGUCCUCGGCCUGUGAGGACCCCGGAGCAGAAGGCAGCGGCUGAGAAACAGGCUCUGCAGAGCCUGAUGGGUGUCUUACCAGAUGUCAUUGUAGAAAUCCUCGGGGAGAACAAAUGCCGGCUGAGCUGGAGUCUGGUCUUGGAGUCGCUGCAUCAGCCCCUCAUCAACAGGCAUUUGAUUUACUGCCUUUGGGACAUCAUCCUGGAAUUGUUGGAGCUCAGUGCCUCUGCCGAAGAAUCUGCCGUAACCAGCUCCACUGCAGACACCCCAGGAAGACGGGCAUCUCCCCUUAGCCAGAGGCCAUUGUCCCAUUUCUUUGAGGGAAACACAGUUCAUCCAGGAGCACUCUUGAAAGCCAGAGCGCAGGUCUCUCGAGCGUCCCCACAGCCCAUGGAGGGAGACACUUCUCAAGGCUCUCUGUGCUCACCAGUGUUGCCCAGCAUCCCGGCUUGCAGAGGGUGUGACUUCAGCUGCUGCCCUAGGAAGCUGCUUCCCUGAAGGGUAGACUGCCGAAGCUCCGGGGGGCCCACCCCACCCUUCCACCCUUUCCUGAGAGGGCUACACUGCAGACUGUACCAGCCCCUCCCCAAGAGCGAGUGCAUGCUGGCCUCUGUGGCCUUCCCUGGCUUCCUUCACGCACCCAGCACGGCAGGUUCAUUUCAGCCGUGACAAGUGAAGAACUGGACCUGCACUAGCCUAGAACAUUCCUGCUUCUCCUGUCACCCUCCCCGCCCUUGCCCGUUCAUUCUCAGCUUCCACUCUCCUUCGCUCAUGGAGCCCGACAGCAGAUGUUAGGUCCUGGGCAGAGUAAAAACGUGUGUCAGCGUGGUCUCUGGCUCUAUGGGUUAGCAUGCUUUAGGCUGAAAUUACUAAGGACAUUUAUUUUUUUUCCAUCAAACCAGUCCCUGAGUAGGUGAGGCCCCGAGUUGGCAGAUGCAGCACCUUGGACCUCAUCGAGGGCCCAGAUUCUUCCCAUCUUUUGGUUUUGCCUUGUAAAAACAUUAGCUCAUCUUCAGACCACCAACCUUCACAGUUGCUGCAGUUCAGGGCAUCACAUCCACAUGUGAUAAUAUCCUUGAAAGAAUGGGGGCAUCUCCCCCAUGUUUUCUUUUUAAAAAUGAGGGAACAGUUUCCCAGAAGCCCUUCAAGAGUCCUCAGGACUCAUUGGCCCAAACCACCUGCCCUGAGCCAAUCCAUGACAUUGAGGAUGCUUGAACACGAUUGGCUUCUAGUAGUGUUUCCACCUGGGGAGGUCACUCGCCAGGAAGGUUAGAUACCUGAGAAAAUAGAUGUUAGCAAGGAAGAAGCAGAGGUCGGGUGUUGACCAACAGUGUCUGUUGCAGGGGUCAUUCUGCCAAAAUACCACCAACGCCCCCCUGUGCUCAACUAAGUGACGUUUGCCAAAUGUGCCACCUGAAGCUCUUCACAUGCAUCACCUUCCCUCACCCACACGUCAGCCCCGGGAGAUGGUUCUGCUGUGUCCCCACUUCAUGGGCACACGAGGCACAGAGAGGAGGGGAUGGCCACAGGUGCUUGAGGAAAUGGCAGAGCCCACACACACCACCACUGUUCCAGCCCACACAAGAGGGCGGGUUCUCACCUGUGAGGAGCCUGUGGUCUGGCAGACUCCUGGUCAGGCCCGUGUGGCCACGCGGUGGUCUGCCGCAGCUACUCAGCUCUCCCACAGGGACCUGGGCAGCCGCAGCGCGUGCUCCUGCGAUGGGCUGUGUCCCCCAGAGCUCUGUUCAUGCGCCACAGCAGCUGCUGGGUUUAGCCCGGGAGUAGGCUGCAGACCCCAUCCUAGUGAGUCAGAGCAGUGCUUGCUGAAGUCAAGUGUGUGCCAGAGUUACCUGGAGCCGGGGUAGAGACCUGGGGUGCUGUGUGUUCACAAGCUCCCAGGGGUAGCCAGCCUAGAGAGUCUAGGGGUUUGAACCCAGACAGCUCCACUUGGGUGCAGUUAACGCACCAUUGAAUAUUAAAGGCACUUAAUUGAGAUUGUAAUUCUAUCUGAACUGACUCCUAAAGGAUUUAACAAGAGAGCCUGUGGAAGCAUGGGGAGUUCAGAUGCAACAGUGAACCAUGGGUGAAGACCUGGAGUGGCCCCACCCGAAAGACACCUGUUUUACCCACUUCCCUGAAGUGCCCGGAGUGGUCGGGCUCGGGACAGGAGAAGGCGGUUGUGGGGCAGAGGGGCGGGGGGUGCAGUGGGGACGAGCUUCAGUUCCCUGGGAGGAAGAGCUCUGGGGACCUGUUUUCAUGUAUAUGUAGUCUAUGUAGCACUGCUGAACUGCACACUGAACAAUGGUUAUGAUGCUGAA